AUGAAGAUCGUCAACAGUCUACGCUUCCUUCUUGUCGGACUUGUGGGUGUCGCGACGGCUUCCCCUGCCAGCGAUGUCGAAACAGGCUCCCACCAUCCAUCCUCCAAGGUCAACCUGACUGAUCUGUCUUCCUUGAAAUUGAAGGGAGGAGAAGCAGUCCAAGAUGAACAAGGACACAAAGAGGAGGAACUCCCAACCAUUGCUGAGCUGGUCGAAAACCAGAAGGCAUCGAUCCAAGUUGACCGCGAGGUGAAUUUGAGGCAUCGCCUCCUGAGCGGGGCAGGGCAAAUCCGACCAGUCUUUGGGAAUAAUGGCAAAUGCAGCAAUCAAAAGUUCACCUAUGAUUCCAGCACAAAGCAAAUCAAGGUCGACGGGAAAUGUUUGGAUGACAAAGGCAGUGGAGACCGCAAUGUAUACGCCCACACUUGUCACAAUGGAAAUAAUCAGAAGUGGAGGACCGAUAACAAGGGCAGGAUCCAAGUCCUCUCAGAUUAUAAAUGUCUUGAUGUUACAUCCGGCAGAAACCUCUACAUGAGAGGUUGUUGUGAUAACUGUGAGGGACAACGCUGGUAUGUUCCUCAGCAUUUCCCGACUACCAAGAGCGAGAUCCAUCCUGUCCUUAGCUCAGCCGCGUGCUGGGAUGUUGGUGGCACGGAUAAGAAUUUGUAUGUCAACGGGAAUUGCCACAAUGGAGACAACCAGCAGUUUUACUAUUCCCCUUAUUCCGAGAGCAUCUUUCUGCCCUUGGCGGAUGGUUCGGGAUGCUUAGAUGAGAACGGUAGCACUGGCAAUGUGUAUGCCUUUCGAUGCCAUCAUGGCAACAACCAAAAAUGGUGGAUGGAUUCCUAUGGCAGGAUCCGUAAUCGCCAUGACACCAGCCGUUGCAUGGAACAGCAUAGUUCGGGCAACAACCUGAGAAUGGUUGGGUGCAACGACAAUGACAAUCAGAGAUUCAUUGUUCCGCAUGAAACAUUUCCCGUUGCUGCUAGUCAGGUGAAGCCUUUCUACGAUCUUGGUAAAUGCUGGGAUAGUGGAACAAACAAGAAUCUGUACCUGGCAUCAAGCUGUAGCAGUGGUAAUUUCCACCAGCAGUUCUACUUCAUGGCUCAAUCGGAGCGCAUCUACGAUGCCUAUGGUAAUGGAUGUCUGGAUGAUGACGGAAGUAGUGCUAGAAAUGUCUAUUCACACAGAUGCCAUGGUGGAAGCAACCAAAAGUGGUAUGCUGACAGUCUUGGAAGACUUCGAGGCAGAAAGGAUAACAAGUGCCUGACUAUUGACAGCAACAACCUAGUCAUGAAAGAUUGCAAUGACUCGAUUUACCAACGAUUUGUUGUCCCAGCAUCCUUCCCAAGGGUUACAAGCCCAGUAAAGAGCGUGUUCAACACUGGUCUCUGCCUCGCUGCGAUGUCUGACAGGAAAGUUAUGGCGCGCUCUUGUCGGGGAGACAAGGAUGAGGAUUUCUUUUAUGUUCCAGACUCUCAGCGGAUCUUUGUAGCUUCAGGUCAAGGGUGUCUUGAUCCCACUGUCAACAACAAUGUAAUUGUACAUCCAUGCCAUGGCCAAAACAACCAAAAAUGGUAUAUGGACGACCGUGGCAGGAUUCGUGACAAGCAAUACCAUCACUGCCUUACUCGGGCCUCAAAUAACAACUUGGAACACAGGGGCUGUGAUGAUAAGGACAGUCAGAGGCUUGUCCUUCCAGAGAGUUUUCCUGUGAGCACAAGCAUUAUCAAGCCAUUCAACAAUGCCAAUCUAUGCUGGGGACUUGCAAGUGACAACACAAACAUGAUGAUAGUCUCCUGUUCCUCCAGCCAAAACUUCUUUUUUGUCCCUGAAUCCGGCCGCAUCAUUCAUCUUCCCUCAGGAAAAUGUGUGGAUGACGCUGGUAAUGGAGGCCGUAAUGUUUACUUGGGUUCAUGCCACAACGGUAAUAAUCAGAAGUUCUUUGUUGACGAUAAGGCAAGGAUUCACACCAGACGGGAUGGAAAAUGCAUCGACAUUAACACAGACAACAACUUGUUUGUGAAAGAUUGCAACGAUGAUGACUCGCAACGAUUCAUUUAUCCAAUUUCUUUCAAAACCAUUUUGAGCCCAGUGACACCGUACGCAGACCAGACAAAGUGCUGGGAUAUUGGAGGCAUCAACCUCUACCUGCAUCCUUGUCACAAGGGCAGAAAUCAAGACUUCGUCUACAUCCCAUCAACUGAACAAAUCAUGGCUGGUCAUGGGACUGGGUGCUUGACUGACGAAAGCUCCGGUGGUCGAAGUGUCUUUUUUGGAACUUGUGGCACAGGCAACAACCAAAAGUGGUACAUGGAUGCCCAAGGUAGGCUCCACAGCAGGAUUGACGAGAUCAAGUGCCUUGACUUGAACAAAAGCAACAACAACCUCUACAUGGAAGUGUGCAAUGACAGCUUCAGUCAGAGGUUUUCCUACCCAAAUUCAUUCCCUAUUGUCACCACAAAUGCUCGCACUGCCUACGACAGAAGGCAAGAACUCAACCGCAUCUACGGAACAGUCGAUCGGCACAUCUAUGGUUAA
Seminavis robusta is the source of this 2541-nucleotide messenger RNA. The record is from the annotation of a GenBank genome assembly. NCBI's taxonomy places the organism in Eukaryota, Bacillariophyta, Bacillariophyceae, Naviculales, Naviculaceae.